GGUCGGUUAGGGAGGACGGCGGAAGAUCGCGGCGUGUCGUGGCACAUUUUAACUCGUAUCCUCGUCAUUCCGUAUGAGAUUUUAACGCGAGCGAUUAUUCCGAAAGUGUCGUGAAGUGCCAAAAGUGAAGUGUCGGGCAUUCGUGCCGGCAUCCGUCGUGUCGGAUGCAUGGUGCGAAGUCGUGUCGCGUUCGAUCGUAUUUCGCAUCUUCUCCGUUGCCUGAUAUCCCGAGUUUCCGACGCGCGUGAACACCAGAAGGGUUUCGAGAGUUCCGAAAACGAAGGAUCGCGCGUUCGUGUCAAGUUUGAAUCAAGACGAAUCGUCGGGAGGAGGAUCUUAGUUGUUAGUUGUCUUCAAGAUGACGGGCUCGUCACGUUUGUACCGUGGUGCCGCUUAGCGUGCGUUUCGACAAGUUAAAAUCUACGAGUGGACGCGGAUGCGCGCUACCGUUGUCCGUGUUUGGCGAUAUCGGCGAGCUUGAUCGCGAUUCGGUCGGAGGGUCGCGGCGAGAUAUAAUUUCGUGAACAACUCGUCUCGUCGGGAAGCAAUUCCACGUACCAGGAUGUCGCAAGAGACCUCCGUGAAGUCGCCGCAAUCGCAGGUGAUCAGUCUGGCGAACCUGCCAAACUUGAACCUCCAGCAGCUGACGAUGUUCAAGCAGCAACUGGACCAGGAGCUCGGCGUGUUUCAGGACUCGUUGCACACGUUGAAGAUCGCGCAGAGCAGAUUUCAGGAAUCGGGCUCUUGUCUUGAAAAGAUUACGCCAGACUCCGAGGGUAACGAAAUAUUAGUACCUCUGACAGGUUCUAUGUACGUGACUGGGAAACUAAUAGACUCGAAUAAUGUGAUUGUUGACAUUGGUACUGGCUAUUACGCGGAAAAGAAUAUUGUGGAUGCAAAAGACUACUUCAAAAGGAAAGUAGAGUAUGUUACCGAACAAAUGGAAAAGAUUCAGCAGGUUGGAAUUGAAAGGACCAAACUGAGAGAAGCGACGAUGGAUUUAAUAGAGACUAGAAUUCAAUCUUCUGCCUGGGAUGCACGUGGGAAGCAAUAAAUUUCAAAUUAAUAAUUUUAUUUCACAUUUUGUCAUGAAUAAUUCGUUAUUGUUUGCAUUUAUUUGUAAAUCUUGAGUAAAUUUAGUAGCUUUGAGAUACUACAUACGAAUGAAUCUGAUUCUAUGUAAUAGCAAUAAGAUGGUUUUAUUAAGUAUAAUCAAGGCGUGCACAUUUUGUGAUAUCACCCUGUCGCAUUUCAUUUAUUCAACUUCGUCUAUUUGAUAAAUCAAUACACAAUAGAUUUUUGUACAGAAAUACAUGUUUAUAUAUAUAUACUUGUUAGUAAAUUAAAACAUGUUCCUCACUAA
Solenopsis invicta (red fire ant) is the source of this 1363-nucleotide messenger RNA. RefSeq names its product prefoldin subunit 5 (gene Pfdn5). The transcript has 2 exons. Lineage: Eukaryota; Metazoa; Arthropoda; Insecta; Hymenoptera; Formicidae. The record is from RefSeq and is a predicted model, not a curated record. Gene Ontology annotation, biological process: regulation of DNA-templated transcription; protein folding. The coding region runs from base 563 to 1054 and encodes 163 amino acids. Gene Ontology annotation, cellular component: prefoldin complex; cytoplasm.